This is a messenger RNA of Drosophila ananassae, 4295 nucleotides long. RefSeq lists its product as uncharacterized. The coding region runs from base 146 to 3862 and encodes 1238 amino acids. Lineage: Eukaryota; Metazoa; Arthropoda; Insecta; Diptera; Drosophilidae. The record is from RefSeq and is a predicted model, not a curated record. Gene Ontology annotation, molecular function: protein binding. The transcript is spliced from 5 exons.
UAAAAAUGCGUUGGCUAAUAUGAUGUCUCACAUCUGGUCACAUUAAUCAAACUAGGUGAGAAUAAAAUUGAUAGACGCGAAAAAAAUGUUAUAAAGAACGGUGUACUAUGCGACCUUAUAAAUACCUGAGAUUACAUACGGAAAAAUGGAAGCAAUGUCAAAAGUUUCUCUGAUAUUGUCUGUCUUGGGGUUGCUCAGCGUUGCUGCCGUCGCUUCAGGCGGGAGUAGCAGCCGGAGCUGCCUGGCCACCUUCAGCAACGAAUCUCAUCCGCAGCAGAAUCGGCCCGAUGAGGUCAGGCCGAGGACGAGAACUUGGCAAGAGCACGAGUUCUCGCUGUUGGGCUACAAGUUCCAUCUACCGUUCGUAGGACACGCCGUGGAUGCCGAUCAAGAGGACAGUGACAGCGAUGACGGUCUGUGGCUCGACGAUCUGUAUCCCGGAGCAGGAUUGGAGAGCAGGGAGGUGGAAGAGCACGAGCUAUGGUCCGAUACCAAUGCGGAUCUGUCCAACAAAGUGUUCAAGUUAAGCUGCGACCAUGUCAGCCUGGGAAUGGUCAAUGAGGAGCUUCGUUCUCAACGGAGUGUACAUAUUAACUACCAGAAGCUCCUCCUGGAUCACGUCUCUGCAAACUCUGGUGAUUCGCUCCAGCUGCCACAGUAUGAGAGCGUUCAGGAGUUUUCCUGGCUGGAGAGUGCUCUCAAAGAUGAACCUCUGAAGAAGCUACUUUCUUCUCAGCCGCACUGCUUCGAAAGUAUGCAGAAGGUGGAUGUGUCGGAGAAUCACUUGGAAUGUCUUCACUGGGCCAUUCCCCAAGCCAUGCGGCGCCUAAAAGUACUUAAGAUAAGCGGCAACCGGCUGGCCAACUGCAAUUUGAUUAAUUUGCAGAAUAUGAACCAUUUGGAGGAGCUGCAUCUGGACAGGAAUGGUCUGAAGACCUUGCCGCAACGCUUCCUAGUCGGGUUAAGCGAAUUGCGUCUUCUGAACAUCAGUCAUAAUCUCCUCUCCGAGCUGCCGCGAGACAUUUUCGCAGGAGCUCUGAAGCUAGAGCGUCUUCUGAUAUCCGGCAAUCGAUUGACCGUGUUGCCCUUCCAGCUGUUCCAAACGGCCGGCGACCUACAGGUCCUCGAUCUUAGCGACAACCGCCUGCUAUCCUUCCCGGACAACUUCUUCGCCCGCAACGGCCACCUCCGUCAGUUGCACUUGCAGCGCAACCAACUGAAGUCGCUCGGCAAACAGAGUCUCUACAACCUGCGCGAGCUGCGGCACCUGGAUCUCAGCCAGAACUCGCUGGCUAGCAUAGAUCGGAAGGCCUUUGAGUCCCUGGGCCGGUUGCUGGCUUUAAACAUAUCCGGCAACAACCUGACGAUGCUCUCCUCCACCAUAUUCCAGCCCCUGCAUUCCCUGAAGCAGCUGGAUCUGAGCAAGAAUAACUUCAGACAUCUGCCCAGUGGCCUGUUCCAAAUGCAGCGCUCCCUGAUAGUGCUGCGCAUCGAUGACACGCCCAUCGAGAAGUUCACCAACUGGAUAUCGCGGAACGACGAGUCACUGGUGGAUCCAGAGGUGCUGCACCGCCUGAAGUAUCUGUCGUUGCAGGGAAAUCCGCACUUAACUGCCCUACCACCCACAUUGUUCGCAAAUACUCCCAAUCUCAAGGAGCUGUGGUUGGCCAACAACGGCUUGUCGCAGCUGCCAGUCCAGAUCUCUGGGCUUUCGAAGCUACAGCGUCUCAGUGUUCGGGGAAAUCGUCUCGGAGCACUGCCCGAGGGACUCAAGGACUUGCGACAGUUGCACUACGUCAAUAUACUGGGCAAUGAGUACCAGUGCGACUGCAAGAUGUACUGGCUGACCGCUUGGCUGUCGAAUGCCAAUACCAGUCUGAGGCGUUUCCCUGCAAUCAUGAAUGCCAAGAAUCCCAAUUCCAGCCAAACGUCACAGGAGUCAUACGAAAGAAUUGACGAUCAAAUCGAUGCGCUCAGUUGCCAGUACGGCUAUCCGGGCGAUAUGCUGCAGGUUCUCAGCAAUCUCAACUGCUCAGUGCCCACGGUGGUGCAGUUCUCCGAGCCCAAGAUGCACAAGCUGCUCUCCACCGCCAAGCUGGAGUGUCAGAUAUCGGGCAGUCCUGUGCCAGACAUUAUUUGGGUUACUCCGAGGAACAAAAUACUGCGCCACCAUGCAGAUCCAGAUAAGAGACCCAUUAUCAUUGACAGCAAGGAGGAUCACCAGCCGCCAAGUGCGCAGGAACUGGCCGCCCUAAUGGAUGAGAGCUAUAUACAGUCGCUGAACCUCACACGUCAGCAGAAUCUUGUGGGCCAGCGUGUGGUUUUGGUGGAAAAUGGAUCGCUGCUGGUGCACAACAUAUCCAGAAUCGACAGUGGCCUGUACACGUGCUACGCCUUCAACGUGAUGGGCAAGGCCUCGGCCGGUUUGCGGCUAUACAUCGACCCGAUUGUGUUCUACCGGGUGAAGAUAGGCAGCAUUCUGUUCGGCACUGCUCUGGCUACCGCGUUUCUGUUGCUGACGCUCUUUGUGCAGGGCUUGAGGCGUUGUCUGUCCCAUUGGGGGAUCUGCGAUAAGUUUUAUUGCUGCGCCAAUCGGAAUAAAAAGUCGCCCAGGGCGCGACAGAUUUAUGCCAUGCUGGACAGCAUCGAGAGCUACAAGAGCCAGCAGCUGGAGAGAUUACGGGAGAACUAUGCCCAGCAGGUGCAUCGCAUUCGGGAGAACUGUGCCCAGCAGGUGGAGUGGAUCCAGAGCAGUUACACCACCCAAGCCAAACAUAUCCGAGAGUUCCGCGACAUGGGCUCCAAUCACUUGACCGCCCUGAAAGACCAGUACUACGAUCAAGUGAAGAAGGUGCGCGACUACUCUACCGGCCAGCUGAGCUGGGUGCGCGAGAACUACGUCUUCCAGCGCAAUAAGAUAAGGAAGUUCAGUGCCCACCAAGUGUUGCGUCUACGCGAGGGAUACAAAUACCAGCAGCAGACGCUAAACAAGGUGCUGGAGAACUUGCCAAGCUUUUACUUUGAGAACUGUCGGGGACGGUGCGAAGAGGACAUUGUCGAAGACAUAGACUGCUACUUUAAAGGCCACAUGGACUUUGCCGGCUCCAAGGAGCUGAACAUCCAAAAAAUAAAGGCUCGCCUAUCUGCCAAUUACUCGGCCAGCAAGGCGUCCAUCUACUAUACUCCGCCGGACGAGGACCUGCUCCGCUGCUCGAACCUCAACCUGCAGACCUCACCCAUUCACAUCAACUACAUCGAUGAGAAUCUUGACCAGCAGAAGCAGCUGGAGCAUGACUUCAAGAUGGACCCGCAUCUGCUGCUGUACAACACGCCCCAGCUCUAUCUGAACCCGGAGGGAGCGAGCAGCAGUGGCCAGGCGGCGGCCAUGGCCGCGGUCUUGGCACUGACCCAAGGUGUCAGCAUUGAGGACAACAACCAGGAGCAGGAAAUGCAGCCCCUGCGGGAUAUUGCUAGUCUAUUGGAACUGCCAGAACUGAAGGACUCGAACGAUGUGAAGAACUCAAAGUCGUGUCCUGCCAUUUACAAGGUGUCGAAGCGGAAAGAUGGCAGCACUCUGCACGAGCUGCAGCGGGAGGGCGAGGAGCCGUACCAAAUGUUGCGUCUUAAUCCCGUGGAGACAACAGCGGGACUGGAAGUGCCGAAGGAGCGGUCAGAUAAGAUGAAUAUCGUUCUAGAUGAUUGCGGAUCGACGAACGAAACACCCCCAUCCGCUUCCAGUUGCGACUCCAACAGCUUAGCUGACAGUUGCGGCAGUAUCUGUCGGAUUAACGAAAUGGCGAACGGCUCAUCCUCAAUUCCUAUUCCUUCCCUUCCUGCCCAUUCUGUCCCCGAGAAAACAUAGUUUUUUUUUAUUUAAACUAAUAGAGUAUAUUAAUUGUAAAGAUGUAAGCAAAUCAAACGCAACUGGAAAUUAAAUCUGAUUAUGAUAAUGGUAAGAGAUCAAAAAUAGUUACGGUUAGUGUUAAUUAGAAAAAAAAACAAUUGAACGAAAGUGCUGAACGCUUGGGUAUAGACUACUGGAGAGCCAGCCUUGCCCGCAAUAAGCUGACAAGAAUUUAAAAUCGAAGUUUUCCCACCCCUCGAUUCUAUCGCUAAGGUAUCACGUCAAUAAUGUUUGAAAAGAAAUCCCCCUUUCCGUCGCCAGCACUCCCACAUAGCAACCGAUGUAAGUCUCAGUAUGUAUUUCUUGUAUUUCUUGAACAAAAAUUUAUUGACAUGCUUCUUGGCUGAAGAAACAUGGCAGAAAACUAGAAAUAAAAGUUCGUAGAAUUAAA